UUGAUUGAUUUAACCCGAGCCGCAGCUGUUGCGCUGCGUUGUGCCGCGUUUCUGUGUGAAAACUCCGAAUCGGCAGAGCUCCUAAUCGUUCGCAUUAUUUCCCACGUAGUUCGUUCUUUUCAUUGAGCGCGAAAAAUUGUCGGUCAUUCGCGUACCGGUAUGACCAGUCGAUAAAAUUAUCGAAGUUUCUAAUUAACAUUGUAGCUUCUUGAUCGUUCGUUCAGUGUGAACAUGGAUAAGUCAUUGCCGCUUUCGGUACCGGUUCUUCCCGAGCAAAGCUUCUUCGAGAAGCAUAUCCUCGCUGAGCUCGUCAUAAUAUCCUGGUUACUAUGCCUUUGGGAAAGGUAUCUUGCCUUGCGUCAGAGGAAAUUGAUGCAAAAACUGAAAGAUCCACCGCAACUUUUAGACGGUCUGAUAUCAGAAGAUGUCUACAGAAAAUCAAGAACUUAUGCAUUGGAUAAUAAUACUUUUGGACAUUUUCAAGACUUUUACACCAACGUUUUGAGCAGCUUGUACAUGAUCUAUUAUGGAUUCUACUAUUCCUGGACAUGGGGUGAGGAUCUCGUGAGAUGGAUCGGUUUAAAUCCAAAGAAUGAGAUUUACACAACCGCGGGUUGUCUUACGGUUUUGCGAAUUUAUUGGUUGAUUAUUUGUGACCUGCCGUUCGACAUCUACAGCACUUUUGUACUCGAGCAAAAGCACAAGUUCAACAACGAAACGCCACUGUUCUUCAUCAAGGACAGGAUUCUGAAAUUCUUUGUAGCUCAAGUAUUGCUAGUGCCUCUGACAUGCAUGACGAUCUGGAUAAUAAAGAACGGCGGCGAUUACUUCUACUUGUACCUCUGGAUCUUCACAGUAGUAAUAAGCUUAAUCCUGAUGAUCAUCUAUCCAGAGUUCAUAGCUCCGUUGUUCGACAAAUACACGCCGCUCCCCGAAGGCGAGCUAAGGAAGAAAAUCGAGGAAUUGGCUUCCAGCGUUGGAUUCCCUCUUUAUAAACUUUACAUUGUCGAGGGCUCGAAACGCUCGUCCCAUAGCAACGCCUAUCUCUAUGGCUUCCACAAGCACAAAAGGAUCGUGCUUUUCGAUACGCUUGUCGCCGAGUACCAGAGGAAAAAAUUGGAGACCGACCAGCAAGAGAAGCCUGAGAAUGCUGACGAUGAAGAGAAGAAGACGAAGGAGGAGAAAGAAAUCCGAGGCUGCGAAACCGAUGAGAUCAUAGCCGUUCUUGCUCACGAGCUUGGUCACUGGCACCAUAGCCAUGCUAUUUUGAAUUUUCUUCUCUCUGAGGUGAUCAUGCUCGGCAAUUUCAUCCUAUUUGCACAACUAAUGAACUAUUCGCCAGUUUACGAGGCCUUUGAAUUCCACGAUAGCAAGCCCAUUCUUAUAGGACUUAUGAUUAUUACAUCACACGUCCUUGCGCCGGUAAAUAAGCUGCUGAUCUGGAUGAUGACGGCGAUGUCGCGUCGUUUCGAGUUCCAAGCCGACACUUAUGCGGUGAAACUUGGCUAUUCGGAACCAUUGGCUCGAGCUCUGAUCAAGCUGCACAAGGAUAACUUGGGAUAUCCCCUCUUCGACAGGCUCUACUCCAACUGGCAUCACAGUCAUCCGCCUCUCCUCGAACGGCUGGAUGCCCUCAAGAAGGACGAUUAAAGUGAAAAGUAGCACA
Phymastichus coffea is the source of this 1666-nucleotide messenger RNA. RefSeq names its product CAAX prenyl protease 1 homolog. Gene Ontology annotation, cellular component: endoplasmic reticulum membrane. Gene Ontology annotation, molecular function: metalloendopeptidase activity. The transcript is spliced from 7 exons. Gene Ontology annotation, biological process: CAAX-box protein processing. The record is from RefSeq and is a predicted model, not a curated record. Bases 232 to 1650 code for a protein of 472 amino acids. Lineage: Eukaryota; Metazoa; Arthropoda; Insecta; Hymenoptera; Eulophidae.